This is a messenger RNA of Porites lobata, 10463 nucleotides long. Lineage: Eukaryota; Metazoa; Cnidaria; Anthozoa; Scleractinia; Poritidae. The record is from the annotation of a GenBank genome assembly.
AUGGACAGUAGUAGAUAUACCGAGACGCAAGGUAUAUAUCUAGCGCAAUGUAUCUACCUUGAGGGGCAUAGUCGUUAUAGAGAGCCAGUCAAAGGGCGCUAUCCACUGAUUGGCUGAAUACUAUUAAUAUUUCAAAUAUCUAUCAACGAGCAAUCUCUCUCCGGCCUCUCUCUGAUGAGCGUUAUUUCUGGCACUAAUUAAUUUUGUCUUUAUUAAUAAUAAUAAUAAUAAUAAUAAUAAUAAUAAUAAUAAUAACGAUGUUAUUCAACUUUAAAAAUGCAUGACAUAAUUUACAGAAAUAUUUGAAGUAAGAAUUGAGCACCAUACAACAUUAAGAAUUAUAUAAAUCAUAAAAAUACCAUCACUGUGUCAAUAACGAUUUCCCAAAUACAUCCUUGCUGCUCAGGUGCGAUUGAUAGCUCUUGCAGGCAGUCCAUUGUUUUAAAUAAAGUCAUGACAAAAGAAAAAUGUCCGUCUCUAAUAUUAAAAAGAAACAAGUUAAAAAGAAUAAAAUCUUGUAUUCCUAAAUUCUUAAUUCUCUAAAAUAAUAAUCAUAAUCAUAAUAAUAGACUAUUGUUAUUAUAAUUUCAGAGGCAGUUCAUUAAUACUUGAAGAAUGAGAUGUUUUUAUGCUUUCAAACAGAAUUUGGCAUGUCCCUCACCUGAGGAAAAAAAUCAAGUUAUCGUUGUGCCAAAACAGGUCCUUGGUUUAACGCCAGUGUUUAAAACUAACAAUAACAACAAACAAUUCUGUCACCUUUUCAAGUUCUUCUUAUAUUAAUGUUUUGUAUUCAUUUAUAAAUUUAACUAUUUUACACUUCCUUCAUAGCAUAGAAAUAGCUUUUUACCUCUUCUCCUUUUUUUUUUUCCUUUUCUUUUUAUUCGUGCAUUUGUGCUUCAGUUUUCUUGCUGACCUGUAAUUUAAUUUUAUUUAAUUCUGAUGUCAACUGGCUGCCUGGCCCCGCUAGCCCCCAUGGUUAUUCCAGGCGGCCAGCACUCUAAUUUUCACUUUUAAUAUUUUCAUGGUUGUAAUUUAUUUUUGAGCAAGAGUGAGUACAAAUAAAGAUUGUUGUUGUUGCUGAGGAUUGUGAUUAAGUAAAACUGAAUAGUCUCACUCUGUUACAAAAACGUGGCUCUGCUUAAUUGUAGUAGAGAAUUGUUUCAUAUUUCAAAUACAUACAACAAGUGUUUUCCUCUGUUUCAAUUCACUGAUAACUGUAACAAGCGCAGAAGAUGUAUCUCAACCUGUUGGCCGGAAGCUGUUAUCCACCUGUGUAACUUCACACAGAACUUGGCUCCUACUAAUACUUAAAAACCAAUUUGUCCAGAUUAAACGGUUUCAGACUAAGAUAACAGUUAUUUAAUAACUUUUAGAUUUUUCAACAAUAUUUAUGGUCAAUCCUAUGAAUUCUAAUUGACUUGAGAGGAAAACAGUGUCGUGUAAAAUAUUGUUAGGUAAAUUUAGCAUGUCCCUACCAGUGGCGUUGAUUUUAAUGACCGUCCCUAGUUGAUUUACGUCCCUAUCCUUAAAAGGUAACAAAACCAGCCAUUUUUUCCUCAUAGCCAUCUGAUAUGUGAUAUGCAACCAGCGAUGUUCAUCGUUUUGUUCAUUUGUUCAUUGUUCAUUUGCCGGGGGUAUUUUGGAAUUUAUGAUCAUCAUCAUCCUUAUUAUCUUCAUGUUUUUCUUUCAUUUUUUAGAGGCAGUUCCGUCAAAUAUAGCUUAUAAAUGAGUAUCCUUGAAGAUGAACGGAUAACUCUGAAUUUCAUCAGAACACAAGCCAGUUUUCACUGCUACACAAAGCUAAUUACAUAUUUAACAGCAUUCGUGCCUCUUAGCGCUCAGAAGCGAAAACGAACUAAUUUCGGCUUUUCCCGCUUUUUCAUUUGCUUGGAUUCGAUUGGUUCAUUUGACUUUGGACCUUGUGAUUGGCUCGACUUUUAUGGUUGUAUUAUAGGACGCUUGAAACCGCUCUAAUAGGGUCUUAAAACUAUAAUAAAACUCAAAUCACUUUGACAAACCUACAAGCGUCCGCCAUCAUGUUACGCGGACACUUUAUUUACCCUUAAUCAUUGAACUGAAAUCCAACUUGCUCUUGGGACGACCUGGUUAACAUCAUUUCAAAAUCCGCUGUCCACUCUAUUUACUUUUGGAUAGAAAUCUAUGGCAGCCUUAAUAUAACGUUAUUUUUUGUUGCAUUUGCAGUUUGUUUCCAGGAAGAAGGUCUGAGAACUAGGCGUGGGUUGGAAACCACCACCUGAUUGUUUACAAAAGCGGAACUUGGUAACUUGUAGAUUAUUAUUAGAACUUGAUCAAAAUAAUAUGCAAACAGUACAAAAAAGCGUACUAGGCAAAAUUUUUGUGUGCUUCUUAACAUACCUUUCCAAAAGUAAUUCAACACGGGACUCAAACUGAUAUCGACUUGUGACUAGCUAAUCCAUAAAUUAACUAUUCUUAUGUUAGCUUGUAGAGCAGGUGUUUUUCCACUUCUGUUAUUAUUGUUUUUGCCGUUAUGGUAAACGUUGCUUUCGAAAGUUUGUUUCGAGUAGCAUACGAAAACUGACCACAUUUGAGUGUCUUUGUCAUCGAAGUAGCUACAGUAUUUGAAUAUCCUGUAAAACUGUUCAUAUUAAGCGCCUCGGCGACUUUAUUUAAAUUUUGCAUCACACACCCAGGACAGUUUAAUGAUAUUUCGAAUUCAUCUGACUUAUUUCACCCUCCAACUCAGACUGCAGAGCCACAUUACUUUAAUCAAUUGCAAGUCUUUAACUAAUUAUAAUUUUUAUUUAUUAUUCAUUUAUUCAUCCACUUUUCCUGCUAUAAGUACGAAGACGACUUUAUGUAGUAUAAAAACGGUAAAUAAGACAGACGCAUGUAACGUCUGACGGCAUAAACGUUCUCUGUUAUUAAGUGAGUCGUUCAGACGCACUUACAGACGACUUAAAAGUCUCAGACGUUAAAUGCGUCUAGUUGACUUAAAUGUCUCUAGUAUAAAAAUGGCCAUGCUUUCUUUCGUUUUUCUUUGCUUCCGAUCCUUAUUGAUGUCUCUUUUACAUAACCAGGUAAAGAGACAGAGGGAAACAUGGUGGCAAAGCGGAGAUUUCGAAUGCAAGGGACCCUCGACGGUGGUCUUAGUUGGUUGGUUGUUUUUGGAUCAUUCAUGUCACAGUUUGUCGUUAUGGGAAUACACUUCGUUUUCGGCCUUUUGUACAUUGAUCUGUUAAACGAGUUUGGACAAAGCAAGGCCACCACAGGUGAGAAUGAGUUGCAGCGUGGUGGGGCCCCCUAGUUCACUGCCCGCCAUAGCCGCUGGCUGGAUUUUUUCUCGAUUUUCUCGAGUGAAACUCUUCGGCCACGCUUGAAAAUAGCCAACUGGUUUGCUUCUGGCUUGUUGGGAUUCUUAACCUUGUUAUGUUUAUUUUCAAAUGUUUGUGUAUGUUUUUAUUCGUGGGCCUCAAUGAAAACUAAUGGGUCAGUAUCUGUGAUGUGUCUGCAUUAUCCAAUAGCGAAGACGGAAAUUGUUUCCUCGUACGAAGGACUAGCACUCCAAAUGGAAAACAUUUUGUUUGCAGGUGAAGUGGCCUAGUGGCUCGCUAUGACACUCGCCGUAAAUUUCCUUCCUUAAUAGCAGUAGCUUUUUGGUCAGUAAUCGUCAGCUCCACCCCUCGGCCACGCCUAUUUAUAGCAGCCACCCAGUCCAUUUCCACUACAGUUGUUCUUACUGAAACCAUGUUAUGUUGAAUUUAGGUUUGCCUGAUUCUAAGGUUUGCAACAACAAAGCCCUGACAAAUGCAGUGGAAACCCAACAUUAGCGUAUUGUAACUCCAAGAGCCGGGUUAAGCUGUCAGGUUAAAACUAUUCCUGGAUGAAGUAAAAGAUAUAAUUUUAGUGAUAAAUUGAGCUAUUAUCAACGAAAGAGGACAUGUAACAGUGUCAAAAAAGCGACCGUGACACUUUCAAAAGGAUUUUUUUUAGCUUAUCUGACAGCUGAAUUUUUUGCCGUCAGGUUUACGGUUAUGGUUUACCCAAGGUCCCGUUUAUAUGGAGAAAAAUUGUCCCGGGAAACAGGGUCACUUUCCCAGCCGAGUGGUUUAUAAUUUAUGAGAAAAAGGGUUGACCCCUUUACCCGAUCGAGCCAACAGCACUUUGGCAUGCUCUGGUUGCCUUGCCUUGACCGAGUUGACCCGACCGGGUGGGCCAAAGUUAGGAGGAUGAUCCCACUAUCGAACUAAAAAGAGUGAACUUCUAGCGUAGGCAACCUUUUGUAUCUCAUGUAAACGGCUCGCCAACUUUUGUAAGGAAAUGAAGGACAAGUUGUCUCACCCAGGGUAGCUUGGAAACCAGAGUGACCUUUCUACCCGGGACAAGUUUUCUCCAUUUAACCGGGUCUCGAGACUCCUUCAGCUUAGUGUCCUCAUUAUUAUCCCUUGACAUUUUCGGCUUCGCCUUUUCUCAACAGCAUGGGUUGCUUCGAUUGCAUUCGGCUUCACUUUUUGCCUGGCACCUCUGGGUAGUUUGCUGUGCAAAAAACUUGGUUGCAAAGUAGUCAUGGCAGUCGGUGGAAUAAUGAUCGGAAUUGGUAUUUUCCUUUCCUCUUUCGUCGAUACGAUUUUCCUCAUGUAUGUCACAUAUUCGUUGAUAUUCGGCCUGGGAUCUAGCAUGUGCUACAUGGCUUCAGUUUUGGUGCUCAGCGAAUACUUUAACAAAAAUUUAGUUGUUGCCAAUGGAAUCGCUCUGGCUGGAGCGGGCGUGGGAGCCAUAUCACUUGCGCCCGCGCUCAGCUUUCUACUGGACAAUUAUAACUGGCGUAAUGCAGUUCGUAUUCUCAGUGGAGCGUCACUUGUGCUACUGUGCUGUGCAUUUAUUUAUUAUUUGGUGCCGUCGCCGCUGCAAUUUGUCGAUGCUGAGGAUUGCCAAAAAGAAAAGAAAUGUUUUGACUUCUCAUUAUUUAAGAACAAGGCUUAUGUUCUGUUGAUUGCUGCUAAUGGAUUGGUGUUAUUUGGAUUUUAUAUGCCAUACGUUCACUUGGUAAGUUUAUUCUCUAGUCAGUGGGUUUUAGUAGCUGUUAGUUAGCCCCUAAAAGAAACGUUUUUAGGGCAUUACACACGGUAGGAAAUCAUGACGAAGCCCUUAAACGUCUGCGUGGGAGGCUAGUGGUUAAGUAUGCUGCGGAUUGAUUCACGAAGUAUUCCGUCAGAGAAAUACUGAAGCUGAGCGGUUGGCUGCUCUAAGGUGACCAAAGGGGGCCAAAGGUAGCCUGUUCCAGGCUCUCAGAUAGUAGGGAUGACGCGUAAGUGAAAGGCACGCGAAAAUGUGAGCGCGUGAUUUUGGAAAUGGGCGCGGUGGCGCUUUCUCAAUUUCGCGGACCCAACUAUCUCGGAGCCUGGAACAGGCCAUGACAUAGGCAGCUGAUAAAUAUUAUAGAACUUAAAUCUGAUAUCGGAAAAAAUGCCAGCGCGAGUGUAGCAAAUUGGACUUUCUGCCCACAACUCGCGCUAUACUUUCUCUCCAAUUUUAUUGCGAGUCAUGUUUGGAGAAAUCCUUUCUACUCACUGCCACCGGCAGGCUGCGAGAUUUUAUAGAAACAGACAUUUCCAAGCAAUUGAUUGCGUGCAUAACAUUUUCUCUAAAACGGAAACUCUACUAAUUUUAUCACUAUUGCUGUUAUUUUAUUAAACGCAUAGCCUUAGUUUUUGAAAGUUUGAUCAGGUGUAUAUUUUUUCUGCAUAAUUCUUUAAUUGUAACAGGUAGCAAGAUAGUGUUUAUUGUCGUUUAUAGCCCCCCUUCCAGUUAUGAGCCCAUCAACCUUUAAACAAUGAAACAUAUUCGGCUAUAAGCUCCCCGCGGUUGUAAGCCCCUCUCUAGCUUGAGGACCUUGUAUUGACCUUGACGUCGAUUCAUUAUGAAGUUUUGAAUCUUAAUUGUGAUCAUCAUUGCUAGAGCAUGUUUGAAAGCGGUUUUUCUACUCGGUUAUCAGCCCCUACGGAUAUACGCCCCUCUAUUUAGAAGCCCUCUUAAAACUCCCUGCGAAGCUUUAUAAGCCCAGGGCUUAUAAGGCGCAGUUUACGGUUGUUCAAAAGAACAAGUGUUCUAUUGGCUUUAACUUUGUUAUUUAAAGGGGUGUUUUCACUAGAAGUCUGGCAAGUUUUUGAACAAGCUGCUCUAGAAUUACUUGCUCACAUUUUCCUCGUUCACCUCUUUUGUCUCAUACAGGUACGACACGGACAAGACCUUGGCAUCCACAAACAGAAAGGUGGUGUUUUAGUCGGCUUCAUUGCAGUGUCAGAAACAGUUGGAAAGAUUAUCGUUGGCCGAAUUGCUGAUCAUCCGCGUGUGAACCGAGUUUACCUGUAUCAGAUGUGCAUGUUGGUCUGUAGCGUUCUUACCACUCUUCUUCCUAUUUUGACCUCCUAUAAAUCCCUGUUAGCCUAUUGUAUAUUGUUUGGCGUCCACGAUGGCGGCUUUGUCGUCCUUAUAGCCGUAUUAGUCGGAGAUGUCGUCGGAAAGAAAAAGAUGGCAUCAGCCUAUGGGAUUAUGUAUUGUAUUGCUAGUAUUCCAAUGAUACUAGGACCACCAAUAGCUGGUAAGUGUUGCAUUGUGGGUGCAGCUGACAACUAAACUUAUUUCAGCCAGGGGUGAUCCAAUCACAGUCAGACUGAGAUUCUUCUCUCAAGAGGAGCCAUGGGAAAUGGCAUGAGGCAUUCUUUUACUUAUUUGUUUUUGUAAAGGGUUUGUUUUUACCACAGCAGGAUUAGCUCAGUCGAUAGAGCGCUUGACUGCAGAGCGGGACUGAGGUCUGGGGCCGGACCAAUACUCAGGAUCUUAAAAUAACUAAGAAAUAAAGGUACUCCCUUUGCACUGCAAGCGGACAGACCUGGGGUGGCUCGGAUGACCACUAACUGAAUGGUGGUCCCGUCUCCAGUUAGUAAUUUCCUGCUAAAAACAUUGACACUCAAAUAUAGUGCUUAUAGUCACUUAGUUGUUGAUCGCAACUUGCCUAUCCCUGUACAGCGUCUUCCCAGGCCUUCUGGAUCGGUACAUUUCGGUGACGUAUCGGAGAUGAACGGCUGGGACCACGUGAUCCGGAAAUCAUUGGCCGCGCGCAAUAAUGAGGCCUAGGGACUAGGCAGGAUCGCAACGUUUCGACUACGUUCUGCAGGUCUUUAUCAGGAGGUGACGUCGUCCCCUAUAACGCCAACAAUGCUUAGGAUCGAAACCCACCAACCAUGAGUGAGGUUCGUGAUACACCAAUCACUACCAACCACGAUGGUACUAAUAGUACCGCUCAGUAAAUUGACACCAGUGAUGACUUGCAUUCUGCGGUCGAAACGUAGCGAUUAACAACCAAGUGACUAUCGUGAAACAAACGACAGAUAUGAAUCCUUUAUACACAUGCCACGAUGACUGAUAUCUUUCAUGAUAUUUAUUUUUUGUUUCAUUCUUCGGUUCCUUACAGGAAAAUUAGUAAAUAUGAUAUACAUUCUCUGGUAUGUCUUCUGCUUUACUUUCGCAUCUAGAAAUGUUCUUUUUUCUUUAACGUCUUUUGUUUUAUUACAAUUUUACUAGUUUUUGUUGAUGAUGUGUAAAAAAGGGGUUUCACUCAGAGAAAUUAAAUAUAGCCUUGGGGGAAGGGGCGAAAAGAGACUCCUUGUGGUGAGAGUGAGUGUUAAAUUUCCGAACAUGUGCUCUGUGAGUAGGAAAAAAACUGGCGUGUGCAAUCUUUUCCCUGUGUAUUUUUUAACUUUUUUUUAUUUAUUCAUUACUUGUUUAUUAUACCUAUUUUAGGAUGGAUGUAUCCUAUUCUCCAGUCGUACGUGCCUGCGUUUUACAUGUCUGGCGCCUUCACUACACUUGGAGUAUGUCUUUUAUUUUUGAUUCCUAUUCUACUUCCUCCUGAAAUUGCUCAAGAGUGGCGCAUGCGUAGAAAAGGUUAUCGGGUGCAAAUCCCAUCAUCCACCCCAAGUCAAGCUACAAAAUCAUUGACUUUGGAUUCCGGGUCAUUCUCUUCUGAGUCGGAAGAUCGUGACAGUAAAGUUUCGGAGUCUGGUAAAGGGGUGAAGUGUUAUGAAAAGAAAGAUAUCACCGUUUCGUUGGUAAAAGAUUCUGUUGAAUUGGAGAUUGUCAAAGAAAAAGCGGAUACAUCAACUGUAGGAUGUGUCCUAGAAAAAUACUUUUCUAUGCCUAAACUCGUAAACCAACAAGACUGCGUUUUGGGAUAUUUCAGUGACUACUCAAGGGAUUCAGAAGACGUGUGGAUUCACUCUUUGGACCCGAACAGAGAGACUAUGGUUUAGUUUAAUAACACUUAAGUUGAAUAUUUAUUUCAAUUAGAUAAUAUAUUCAUAACGGUGAAAAUAUUUCGAAAAAGGGCAGAACUGUCGCGGCCCUUUGAUGGUGACAAAAAGAAACAGAUCGAGUCGGAUCGAGUCUUAUAUGAACAAUGAAAAUGAGCUUUUCAGUAAACGCAAGACUAUAACCUUUAAUUGGAAGUCAACGUUAAUGUAGACUAUGUUCACAGUAUAUACUGGACACCUCUUGCGCCGGCACGAAAACCAUACCAGACAGGGCUUCUAUUCACACAAUACAACGGUGAUUUCAGCGGGAUUUCUGCUACGGAGCGAAGAUGCGCUGCGCUGAUAUCGAAAGUGGAGUAUCACAUAUCGGUUAGUUUCAGUGACACACUUUGGUACAGUGUGAACAGGUAUUUGGACCGUAGCCGCAGUAAAUAAGAAGGCGCGAGGACUGAAAUCCAUUGAGACCGAAGUAAACAUUCAAGGCCCAGUUUUUCGAAGGCCAGUUAGCGCUUAACCCAGUGUUAAAUUUAACCCUGGUUUCUUUUUCUUUUGUUCAAAAGCAUUUUCUCGGAUAGUUUUCGCUGUCAUUUUAAGCUUUCAUAUCUGAAUUCAAAUUUCGCAAAUUCCUGGGUUAUCUUAACCCAGCUUUGAAAGACCCGGCCCAGGAGUGAGGACUGGGAUUUGGUUCAGCAAACCCUCACGGUGAAUCCCUCAGGCACGAUGUUCGAUGUGUGUUAAAGAUUGCCUAGUCCCUGUAUGGCGUUUUCCCAGGCCCUCUGAUUCAAUUCACUUCGGUGGGGAGACGCCGUCACUUCGUCGCUUGAACCACGUGACCCGAAACGUAUUGGCCGCGCGAAAUAAUGAGGCCUAGGGACUAUGCAAUGUUGACGACUCGUUCCAGUUGUGUUCCGUUGCUGUUCAUACUUAACUAUACCUUUGGCUUUAGCUUUAUUUCAAGAGAUAUUACAAAUAAAUAAUUUUUAAUUAUUUAUAUAACCUAGUCUACGGCGCGUCUAGGAUUUAGUGGAGGGGUUUCGGAUAAAUGUCUGCUAGAGGCAAACCAUCCUAGGGGGGUCGGGGCAUGCUCCCCCUGAAAAUUUUGAAUAAAGGUCCUGUGAAAGGUGAUUUCCAGGAUUUUAAACGAUUAUUGUAGGUUGUCACAUGCCUUUGAAACGACCUCUUUCUCUAGCUAUUUUUAAACAUGGACUACUCUUAAAAAUUUACAAUAAUCGAGACCAAUAUCGAAAAUAAACCUGAAAUAACGGUUAUAAAUUUGUAUUUGCCAUGUGCUCUGAAUCACUCUUGACUUUUCUUGAGUUUUUUGAAAGGGUGCUAGAUAUAAGUCCUGAAAAACUGGGCGCCUACAAACCUGGUCAAUAUUUAUCGAUUGACUACUCCGAGAUUUUAAUACUUAAGGCAGAUUUCUGGAGUAUAAAGCCCAGGAAGUCAGGUAUUGUUCUUGCUAAAGGGCUUUGUGACGAGUUCACCAUUUGAUAUGUGGACAUUUCUGGGAAAUUAGAAUUAUAUUUGUUUUCAAUUAUUGUCUUAAUAUAAAUUAGAAUACUAAUAUAAAAAAGAGGUUUAUUUAACUGAGUUGAGAGCUGUAGAUUUAAUAAUACAUUACCUCUGCUUACAUUAGAAUUUAAAGCUGCCUGAACGAUCGAUUUGUUGGUUUUCAUCCGUUUAGUCUGUUUAAAAAAUGUGUCCUAGAUAUUUAUAAAGCGCUAAUGGAUUUGUGCACUUCAGCCCGGUUACAAGGAUGAAAGUGGUUUGAAUUCUGGCGGUCCGGAUGGCAUCGUCUUCCAUUGCCUGCUGCAUUUUCCACAAUAUAAGCAUCCCAUUUUACUACAGUGAUACAGUUUUAAGAGUUGCCGAAGCUAUGAUAGGCUCGAAAGUUAAAAUUUUUGUAUUUCGUCAUGUUCAGCUUUGUUUCUCGAAUUUGGCGCCAGAUAUAGUCCCUAGGAUCUUUGGCCUUUUCUCAAUUCUCAUCUCGGAGAUCGGGCAGAAAUUUCUCAUACGAACCCAGGGCGAAAUUCAUCCGAGCUCAUGUAAAGAGGCCCUUGCGAAGCGAAAUCGGGAGCAAUGGACGUAGGUGAAUCGACCUUUUCUUUAUUGAAUCAAAUUUCUUUUGAUCAAGGAUUUGAAUAAAAUGUAGGGGCGAUGACUUUAAUA